UACCCGGGCAGGCAGCGCUCCCCCCAUAAUACCCGGGCAGGCAGCGCUCCCCCCAUAAUACCCGGGCAGGCAGCGCUCCCCCCACACUGAUACACAAGGUAUCGCUCCCCCCUUAGUCCGAUUCAUUCAUCUGUAAUAAAGCAGACUGGGUCACUAUAACCGCCUCCCCAUUACCCAAUAAUAUACGGGUGUAGCCCCCCCUCCCACAGAAAUAUACCCACCUUGCAGUUGUUUCUGUAAUACCCCGGGCUAGGGGCAGCCCUCCAUGCCCCCAAUGAUAUGGAGUACUGUACCCCCCCUGUAAUGAUCCAGCGGUCUCUCCCUCCCCUACAAUACACCAGGCUGGAGGCGCUCAGUCUGUAACUCACCGGUCAGCCAAACUGCCAGCUCCCCUAUCCGCCAGCAGCGCUCAAGGUCUGACAUUCUCCCGAGCGCCCCCUGCAGUCCCACCCAGCGCCCUGAGUGCCGGUGCCCCGCAGGCUAUACAGUAAGGAUCCAGAGCGCAGGGAGCGGAGUCAGGGGAAGGGAAAGUGCUCGCACCGCGGCCAGGGCAUAGCGGCCCCGCACAGACAGGCCAAUGUGGGAGAGAGGGGCCCGGAGAGGCUGCCUGUGUCUGGGCUGCCUGUUAUUGCUGCUUUCCCUGGGGCUGGCUUGGACUUACCGGGAGGAGCUGGAGACAGACAGGGAGAUUUGCUCGGAGAGUAAAAUCACUACGACCAAGUACCCGUGUGUGAAGCCGUCGGGGGAAUUAGCGACAUGCUUCAGGAAAAAAUGCUGCAAAGGAUAUAAAUUUGUCCUGGGGCAGUGCAUUCCAGAAGACUACGAUGUUUGCUCAGAGGCUCCAUGUGAGCAGCAGUGCACUGACAACUUUGGGAGAGUCCUGUGUACUUGUUACCCUGGGUACCUGUACGACCGGGAGAGGCACCGGAACAGAGAGAAGCCCUAUUGCUUAGAUAUCGACGAGUGCGCCUCCAAGAACGAGACUGUGUGCUCCCAUAUCUGCAUCAAUACCCCGGGGAGUUACAGAUGUGAGUGCCCUGAGGGCUAUUCCCUGGAGGAGGAUGGCAAAACCUGCACAAAGGGAUCACAAGGGGAUUUCGAGAAAUCCAACAACGUGAUGAAGGCCGGGGUCUGCUCGGAGACAUGCAAGGAUUUCCACCAAAUAAAACAGACCGUUUUACAGCUCAAGCAAAAGCUUGCGUUUCUUCCAAACAGCGUGUCGGAAUCCAGCAAACAUAUAACUGCUGAGAAGGUGUUGGCCUCUACCACUUACGUACAGGGUCCCCCUGGCUUACCUGGCGCACAGGGGCCCCCAGGAUUACCUGGUCCGAAAGGAAGCGCCGGGCAGUCUGGGAUACCGGGACCUCCUGGGCCACCGGGUCCAAGAGGAUUCAUGGGUCCAGUCGGACCGUCUCCUGAAAUCUCUCAGCUCAAACAAGGCCGGAGAGGCCCCGUUGGACCUCCGGGGGCACCAGGAAAGGAUGGCACAAAGGGAGAUCGAGGUGCUCCAGGACCAAGAGGACCUCCGGGCCCACCUGGUUCCUUCGACUUCCUGCUCCUAAUGAUGGCCGACAUAAGGAAUGACAUUGCCGAAUUACAGGACAAAGUCUUCGGGCGCAGGACGCAUUCCUCAGCCGAAGAGUUUCCUUUACCUCACGAGUUUACAAACCAUCAUGAGUCUGUGGACUUGGGUUCAGGAGAGGACUACAAACACAGAACUGUAUCAAAGAACCUACGAACAGACAAAAACAGCCGCCAUUAACUGCCGCUCAUCCACAUGGAAAUAACUUUAUAUUUUUUUUUCUCAAUGUAUAAAAAAAAAAGAUGCACUGAAAAAUGUAAAGAGUAUCUAUUUUUGACUUUUGAAUUUAUUGUUAUUAAUAUUAUUAUUUUGUACUAUUAUGUUGCUUCUCCAUUGCAAAACAGGCUCCUCGGAAAAAUGCAGCGAAAAUGCCACUUUGGAAUCUUCAAAAUCCACAGCUCCCAUUGGCCAGAGGCUAAAGGCAAAGCACAAAACUGGAAAAUGACACCCAACCAUAAAUAUGGCCCCUAAAGUGAUGUAUUUGGGAAAGAAAUAUUGGCAGAUGAUCCAGUAUAUGAUGCCGGACUAGAAUACGCACCAUUAUAUUCCAAACCACAAGGAAUAAGAGGUCAAUAUUGUCAUUUUAUUCAAAGUAAUGGACCAACAUGGUUGUAGCCAGAAGUAAAGGGUGUUUGUACAGACAGAGCUGUCUCUAGGGGGUCUGAGCAGGAGUGAGUGCUGUGGGGUCCCGCAGAAGAGCAAUGGUAUAGGGGGAAAAUAAAAACCCUCUCAACAGCUUCCCAUGUAUCAGUAAUGCUUUAAAAGGGUUGAUCACAUUUUAAUUAAAUUUUAGUAUGAUGUAGAGAAUGUUAUUCUAAAACAAUUUGCAAUUGGUCUUCAUUUUUUAUU
This is a messenger RNA of Xenopus tropicalis (tropical clawed frog), 2431 nucleotides long. RefSeq names its product collagen and calcium binding EGF domains 1 (gene ccbe1). The coding region runs from base 578 to 1762 and encodes 394 amino acids. Gene Ontology annotation, molecular function: calcium ion binding. The transcript has 11 exons. NCBI's taxonomy places the organism in Eukaryota, Metazoa, Chordata, Amphibia, Anura, Pipidae. The record is from RefSeq and is a predicted model, not a curated record. Gene Ontology annotation, biological process: venous blood vessel morphogenesis; lymphangiogenesis; sprouting angiogenesis.